CAACCGGGUGGGGAGAGAGGGACGCAUCCGGGGCCAGAGAUAUCAGGGAAAGAAGGUGGGAUGACGUAAGAUCACGUGACGGCCGGCGGCGUUGUCAACAAUCCACGCCUAAGGGGGAGGGGACGAAGUAUCUAGAACCACGUGUCCCUAUGACGCGAUUAGAACGGAUCACGUGAGAGCGUCGCCUGGAUCCGAGUUUCCUCCAGGUCUUUGAACCGGGCAUCCUUUUAGGAUCCGGCACAAGAGGCAAGUGUUCACGAGCCUGGGGGCAUCUAAGACACAGGUCGGAUAAACUUCCACGCUGGUUCCCCUUCCCUAGAGGAUCUGCAGUCACUCAAGCUGCCGUCAAAAUGCGACCCGCCCCCAUCGCCGCUCAAAACCAACCUUGUGUAGUGGCCCCAGUUUGAUCGACAGCAGCUCGUAUUUCCCACUUCCACCCUCAAGGAGGCUUUCAGUUGGCGCCCCCCAGGAACUCUUUUCUGCUUGUUCUCUCUUUUUCCUUCCGGGUCGGGCCUGGCCGGUGUUCCGGUCUUGCGCCCUAGGCCCCGAGCGAGAGGCCCGGUGCACUGUUGCCAUGGCAGUAGGCCGUUGGGAGCUGACGGGAUAGGUAGGGUCGGUGUCCUGGUUCCCGGCUGAGACUGCGCGGAGCCGGGCCGGCGAGACUGCAGAAUGGGCUGAGGCGGCGGCGGCUGUCCGGACGAGGUCGACUGAGGGGCGAAGGGCGCGGCACUGGUCCAGGACCCUAAGACGCCUGGUUUGAGGAGCGGGUGGGACCGAGGUUUUCUUGGGCCCCAGGGCCUGACCUGUUGGCGACUGCAGCUUUGCGGGAACCUCAUAUUUGACGCGGGCAUGACUGGACGUGUGGGGACCCCACUCAUGAUGAAUAGAAGAAGCUGGGCUUGAAAAUGGAGAUGUAUGAAACCCUUGGAAAAGUGGGAGAGGGAAGUUAUGGAACAGUCAUGAAGUGUAAACAUAAGGAUACUGGGCAGAUAGUGGCCAUUAAGAUAUUUUAUGAGAAACCAGAAAAGUCUGUCAACAAAAUUGCAACGAGAGAAAUAAAGUUGCUAAAGCAAUUUCGUCAUGAAAACCUGGUCAAUCUGAUUGAAGUUUUUAGACAGAAAAAGAAAAUUCAUUUGGUGUUUGAAUUUAUUGACCACACAGUAUUAGAUGAGUUACAACAUUAUUGUCAUGGACUAGAGAGUAAACGACUUAGAAAAUACCUCUUCCAGAUUCUUCGAGCAAUUGAAUAUCUUCACAAUAAUAAUAUCAUUCAUCGAGAUAUAAAACCUGAGAAUAUUUUAGUAUCCCAGUCAGGAAUUACUAAACUCUGUGAUUUUGGUUUUGCACGAACGCUAGCAGCUCCUGGAGACAUUUAUACGGACUAUGUGGCCACACGCUGGUAUAGAGCUCCAGAAUUAGUAUUAAAAGAUACAUCUUAUGGAAAACCUGUGGAUAUUUGGGCUUUGGGCUGUGUGAUUAUUGAGAUGGCCACUGGAAAUCCCUAUCUUCCUAGCAGCUCUGAUUUGGAUUUACUUCAUAAAAUUGUUUUAAAAGUAGGCAAUUUGACACCUCACUUGCAGAAUAUCUUUUCCAAGAAUCCCAUUUUUGCUGGGGUGGUCCUUCCUCAAGUUCAACACCCCAAAAAUGCAAGAAAAAAAUACCCAAAGCUAAAUGGAUUGUUGGCAGAUAUUGUUCAUGCUUGUUUACAAAUUGAUUCUGCUGAGAGGAUAUCAUCUACUGAUCUUUUGCAUCAUGAGUAUUUUACUAGAGAUGGAUUUAUUGAAAAAUUCAUACCAGAACUGAGAGCUAAAUUGCUACAAGAAGCAAAAGUCAAAUCAUUCAUAAAGCCAAAAGAGAAUUCUAAAGAAAAUGAAUUUAUGAAAGAUGAUAGAAAAACAAUUUAUACUAAUACACUGCUAAGUACUUCAGUUUUGGGAAAGGAAAUGGAAAAAGAGAAAAAGCCCAAGGAGAUCAAAGUCAGAGUUAUUAAAGUUAAAGGAGGAAAAGGAGAUAUCUUAGAACCAGAAAAGAUAGAGUGUGAAGGUGGACAUUGUCAACAGGAUGCAGUUGAAAUUGCUCAUACUAUGUCUCAAGAUAUAAAACCUGUAAUCAGUGAACCACCAAACCCUGUCAAUCCCAGCCCUAACUCUAUGGGCAUGAAAGACGAUCCACAUGCUGGAAGUAGUAUGGUGAUGCCACCCAUCAAUCUAACUAGCAGGAAUUUGAUGGCUUCAAAUCCUAAUUCAAAUCUCUCCCACUACAAUUCAAGGUUAACUGAAAGAGCAAAAAAGAGACGUACUUCUUCACAAUCUAUUGGACAAGUUAUAUCUAAUAGGCAUGAGGAUGCAGGUCCCACUCAAAGCCAAAUGGAGAAGGGUGUGUUUAAUGAGCGAACAGGCCAAAGUGACCAAAUGGCAAAUGGAAACAAAAGGAAGCUGAAUUUUUCCAGAACUAACAGGAAAGAAUUCCAUUUCCCAGAAUUGCCUUUCACAAUACAGUCAAAGGAGAUGAAAGGAAUGGAAGUUAAACAGAUAAAAGUGCUGAAGAGGGUAUCAAAGAAAACAGAUUCAUCUAAAAUACCAACUUUACUUAAUGCAGAUCAAUAUCAAGAAAAACAAGAGGCCGCACCAUGCAGCAUGCGGGAUCUUAGUUCCCCACCAGGGAUCGAACCCGUGCCCCUUGCAUUGGGAGCUCAGAGUCUUAACCACUGGACAGCCAGGGAAGUCCCUGUCGCCAGGUGAAGAGCCGAAGCGUAUCGCCUUAGAGAAAAACUCUCCAGCAGCAAGGAGCCACCCUCCCACCCCGACUGCGCCUGCGCCACGUCCGCGCCUCCGCCGCGCAGGACGUACUGCUCUGGGAUUAGCCUACUUCCCCGCUGCAAGCCUGGCCCCUGCUCGGUCUCGGUCUUCCCUUCCCCCUCGGCCUGUCCCUUGUGG
Molecule: messenger RNA, 2936 nt
Organism: Balaenoptera acutorostrata (minke whale)
Lineage: Eukaryota; Metazoa; Chordata; Mammalia; Artiodactyla; Balaenopteridae
Gene: CDKL3
Product: cyclin dependent kinase like 3
Exons: 15
Coding region: 906-2741 (611 amino acids)
Biological process (GO): dendrite extension; negative regulation of axon extension; positive regulation of dendrite morphogenesis
Cellular component (GO): nucleus
Molecular function (GO): cyclin-dependent protein serine/threonine kinase activity; ATP binding
Source: RefSeq, a predicted model, not a curated record